Messenger RNA from Nicotiana tabacum (common tobacco), 2110 nucleotides. Lineage: Eukaryota; Viridiplantae; Streptophyta; Magnoliopsida; Solanales; Solanaceae. The record is from RefSeq and is a predicted model, not a curated record.
ANAUCUAGUAGCUGGGGUGGUGGUACGGACCUAGAAGGGAGCUGGGGAAAGCCAAGACAAUUUGAUGGAGGUCGUGGAUCAGGUGGCAGGAGAGGACGAGGUGGUUGGCGAGGGGGUCGAGAUCAAAGUGGUAGAGGAAGAUCUUUUAAUCAAGGACAGUCUAGUAGCUGGACUACUGAAGGUGAAGGCAAUAAUAAUUCUAGUAAUGUAGAAUUUAAGGGGAACCAGUCUAGUUGGAAUAGUUCGCAGGAACAUGGUUGGGGAAAAGUUAAUGAUGACACCAGUAUUGCUGGUAAUCAAUCAUCUGAUUUCCAGAGUGGUGGUGGUUGGAAUGCCUCCAAACCAUCAAAUGAAGGAUGGUCUUCUGGUUGGAAUAAGAAUUCAGUCUCAAAGGAGGUAGGAGGUUCUAGUGGAAACCAGUCUGAUUGGGACAAAAAAUCUGGUGAAUCUGGGAGCAAGGAGUCAGCUGGUUGGGACAACAAGAUCACUCAGAAAGAGUCAGCAGGAAACUCCUCUGCAUGGAAUAGCAAAUCUGCAGUCGAACAAGAUGCCAAUGGGAAAAAUCAAUGGAGUGGUAAAAGAACUUCAGAUGGAGGUUCAUCUACAGGGUGGGGUCAAAGUAAUUUGUGGAAGGGCGGAAAGGAGGAUGCCGUUGGAAAUCAAGAUUCCUGGAGCAGCAAAAGUAACUGGAAUUCUGGUAGUGGUUUUGGUGGUAACGACCAGCAAUCUGAUUCUUAUGGUGACCGGGGAAGAGGUGGUAGUUGGAGGGGAGGCCGUGGUGGAUCAGAUAGAGGUGGAUACGGAGGUAGGGGUGGUUCAGAUCGCGGUGGCUUUGGAGGAAGGGGAGGUUUUCGAGGUAGAGGGGACAGGGGAGGUUUUAGAGGUAGAGGAUCGGAUGGGGGAGGAUUUCGUGGUAGAGGGCGUGGAAGGAUGGAUGAAAGUGGUGAAUGGCAGAAUAGAACUAAUUCGCAGGAAGAUAAACCCUAUGGUUGGAGCAAAGAGUCAGGCAGUGAUGCUGAGGGAUGGAAGUCUAACAAGGGCAGUUGGAGUCAAGGUAACAAUGACAGAGGGAGCUGGAAGACUGCUGAUAGUAGAGGCAAUGCUAAUGAUGGUGGAUGGAAGAAAGGAUUCGACUCCGAAAAGAAUGGGAGUGGAACUGGUACUAGUGCCACCAGUUGGAAUACUCCAGGAAAUAGUUGGAAAACUUCUACUGCUACUACGGGAGGUACAUCUUCAGGGUGGGGUCAGCAGACAACUUCUAGUGAAAAGGAGGAUCAGAAUGGCAUGGGAACAAGUUGGAAUCAGGGAACUGCUUCAGGAAAUGCGAGCACAGCUUGGACUGCAAACAAAUCAAAAGAAACAAGUGACGGACCGAGUGAUGUGUGGGGUAAAGCAACCAAUGAUGGACCAGGUGAUGCGCGGGGUAAAGCAACCAGCUCUUGGGGCAAAGGAAACAGUUCUGGCAGCCAGGGAGGGGGUCAGCAGACAACUGUUAGUGGAAAGGAGGAUCAGAAUGGCAUGGGAACAAGCUGGAACCAGGGAGCUGCUUCAGGAAAUGCUACCACAGCUUGGACUGCAAACAAAUCCAAUACUGAGGAUGUGAACAAAUCAAAAGAAACAAGUGAUGGACCGAGUGAUGCGUGGGGUAAAGUAACCAGUUCUUGGGGCAAAGGAAAGAGUUCUGGCAGCCAGGGAAGCUGGUGACAUCUUUGAACAGUUAUUUUGCUAUGGAGGGUUGACCGGGUUAUUCAUGUAAAUGAUCUGGUUUUUGGCUUGUAAAAAGAACAAAGGAUGGACUUGGUGUUUGGGGAAAGCAUGAAUGGGACUUUAGAUGCUAGUAGAUGUAUUAUAAGCAAUAGACUUGAAUCGCAGAAUAUCAACUUCUGAAUGUUGGAUGUUUGGUAAUCUCUAACUUAAUUUUCCUUUUAGUGCAAACCAAGGAGUAAACAUAAGUGAAUUAAUUUAAGUAGUAUAACCUGGGUUUGUGCAUGGUGUUUCAACAGGUGGUGUUUGGUCUAGUACUUGUCUCUUCUAGUUGUUUUAUUUACUUUUGUUUGAUUACUUAUUUUGGGGAACGCUAUGAGGAAAGUGAUCUUAGUAAGUGCAUAAA